AUGGCUUCAUUAUCAGAUCAGAUCUAUUCGGCUACUUACUCUGGUGUCGCUGUAUUGGAAUUCCUAACAACUUGUGGGUCCGUAAUGAGAAGAAAACAUGAUGGUUGGAUAAAUGCUACACAUAUCUUAAAAGUAGCCAAUUUCCCCAAGGCAAAGAGAACUAGAAUAUUGGAAAGAGACGUCCAAAGUGGUCUUCAUGAAAAGAUCCAGGGUGGGUAUGGUAAAUAUCAAGGAACCUGGGUCCCUUUGGAAAUUGGCAAUUCUCUAGCUAUAACAUACAAUGUCCAUCUGGUACUAGCCCCAAUCCUAAAUUAUCAAGUAAUUGAUGGUGCUCCUGAACUACCCCCUGCUCCAAAACAUCACCAUGCUUCA
Molecule: messenger RNA, 372 nt
Organism: Ascoidea rubescens DSM 1968
Lineage: Eukaryota; Fungi; Ascomycota; Saccharomycetes; Ascoideales; Ascoideaceae
Gene: MBP1
Product: transcription factor MBP1
Exons: 1
Cellular component (GO): MBF transcription complex; SBF transcription complex
Molecular function (GO): DNA binding; transcription regulator activity
Source: RefSeq, a predicted model, not a curated record